AUGGUACUACCUGUUGCGAAAUGGCUAUAUCGUCCCAGCAUGCUCUUUGAUUGGGAAAGAUUCAGCACACGUACCCCGUGGACUGGUGAAUGUAAAUCAUCUCACCGGUCGGUUGGUCAGACGAGAGUCCACGUGCGCAUGGAGAUGUAUGAUGAUGAGAGCAUUGUCUCUCUGAGGGACAGAGACGUUCUCGCACACACAUUUAGUGAAUACAAUGAUCCGCGCAGAAAGAUGUCGCCACUGGCCAUUGUCUAUGUAUUUACCACUGCCAGUGUUUUAUCUCCAACAGGUGUGGAGGCGGGCGUGGAGUGCGACCUCUGCGGACCUACCUGUGUCCCACGCCCCUCGGGUUCCACCGCCACUCAGACUCCUGCGUCCCCCACCCCUGCGUCGCUCAGUCCCACCACGCCCGCGACACCAGAGUGUGAGGAGAGCGCGCCCACCUCGACGCUUUGGGAGGCUGAUGAGGACGUCGCGGAUUCAGACCACGCCUCCUUCACGCCCCAGCACCGCCCACUCUACCAGAAGAUCGUAGUCCCCGAGGAAGAGGAGGAGGAGGAGGAGGUCGUGGCGGGGGUCGGGGAAGAAGACAUGGCGGUGUCGAGCGACCACGCGCUCUACGCCCCCAAGCCGACGUACGACCAGCUCGACCAGUAUAGGAUGACGAGAAAACUGUCUGUGUUACACGAGGAAGCAGAGGACAUCUCGUGCACUUCCUCCCUGUCUUCCCGCUCGCCCAUUCCGCCAGGACACCUGUCGCCCGGCCCGAUGUCCCCCACAGCCCUCUCCCCCUCCCCCCUGGCCUUCGAGGCGCGGGGCAGGGACGGCGACGAGGCGGCCGAGGACCUCGGCGGGACGGGGCCCCUAGCCGACGACGAGAGGGUUCCUCCGCAGCGGUAUUUGGCGCCCAAGAACAAACUUUCGCUCAAUUUCCUCUCUUCGAACGAAGCCGAGCACAGCGAGGAGAGCAACAGCGCCAGGUCGGGCUCCCCCUUCGCCAUCACGCCGCUGCUGAUGUCCCCGCAAUCCAUAACAUCGCAGAUGCUGGCUCUGGCGUCCCCCGUGUCUCCGUUCUCGUCGUCGUCGCCUUUCACGGCUUCCUUGGAGGACAUCAACGCCACCACCGACCUCGACUCCAGCUUUUUCCGCGAAGUUCACGGGGUACCCGAGGUGCAGCUGAGGGAGGAGGGCAGCGAGCACCGGGAGCUGUACCUGGGCCAGAGGAUCAGUGCUUCUUCGCUCACGGAGGUCACGGAGCUUGCCUUUGAGUCCAGCCCUGACACUGCCGGCCAGAUUCUCUUGGCAGAAGCAGCCUUAGACCAAAACGGUUUCCGUAGAACGAAUGGCAUAACACAUAGUUAUUCGGCUCAAAAUAACCGAACGUGGAAGCAGAACGACGAUGUUUUUACCGCACAGUUGAAAUCACUUACUAGCGAAGACCUUACACAGAUGGACGAAUGUGCGCAGUGUGAGACCCGACCGCUACUGAGCAUCGGAGAAGAGUAUCCCAGAAAAGAGCUGCUGGAACACAAGAGGUGGUCUCACGGCUCACUAGCUCAGCACGUUGCCGCUGGUACUCCAGGUCGGAGCCUCUCUCACUCCCGUCCUCUCCAGCUGGGCGCGGCCACGCCCACCGUCCACAGUCUGGUGGCGCCAUCAUCCGCGGUAGCUUGCUCCGUCAUGGCGUGUUCCGAACCCUCGCAGAGAGACGCGUACGGGGACGUAAACAUCGGCGACCCCUUGCAUCGACGGGAUUCCCUGACGCUGCCCCCGGGUCCUGCGAAGCUGUGGUGGACACCCCGUUCUCGUGCUGCUUCUCCGCUCUUUUCCUCUGCUGAGUCCUCUCCCCUCGGCUCUCCAGCUUACCGCACUCCGCCCGAGGGCUCUCCUUGGUCCACUCCCCGGCCCUCACUUGAGUAUACGCCUGCUGGGGAUCCUCGCAUCGACACCAGCGGCGAGUGGAGCCUCGACAGUGGCCAGUUAGGUGGAACGCCCUUCCACACGCCGCGACCCUCUCUGACUCCACGCCCAUCCCUGGUGCUGGAACCCAGCGAAGGCCCUCCUUGCAUGCUGCUUUUAGGCGGGGACUCGCCGGCACAGGCCCCAGGACUCCCGUGUACCCUCCGCAUCCGCCAGGAUACUGAUUCCCCCGUGGAUGAUAUUUGGUCGCAGACGUACUUUUUCCCUGCCGGCUUAGAUAUUACUCAGGAGCCCUUAACUCCUGGGGCUCCUCCCUCACUGCCAUCUCUGCCUCCUACACCCUAUGGUGGAAACGGAACUCCCGUGGAUACCCCUAGUCCUGCGGCAUCGCCAGAGUGUAAGAGUACGCAAGCCGACAAAGAUUCAGGUGAAGAGGGUUCAGUGCCCCAGCCCUCGCUUCAGGAAUGAAGAGGAGAUCGCAACGUCUUUGCGAGAGAUAAGAUGAUGGAUGUGUCGUUGUGUGUGUUCCGGGUUACACAAGGGUGGUGUUACAGUGAGAAUCUAGUGCCUCUAGUGUCACAUUGAAAUAAGUGAUUGAACUUUCACGUCUCGAGUAUGUACUGGAGCUUGGUGCUUGGCUGGGUGUAGUUAAGUUAGGAUGUUCAGCCGCAUGACGAUUUUCGUCACCAAGAGGAAUAUUUUGUAAUCAGAACAUCCACUCCGCACAAGUCUAUCGUAAGCCAGCCUUGCCUUCCAUGAAUACAUAUACAGUAUAGUUGAUAAUUUCUGAUCGUGUGGCAACUGCUUCAUUCUGUUUCUUAAAUUUCUGAGAACCUGAUCUAUACUGUAAUCAUUUCUCUUGUUCGCCUUUCCGUUUCUUACUUGCACAAGAACAACACAUGGUUGAUCUUAAUGAGUCUAUGCCUAAACUCCUGUAAGAUUUUGCAGUCAGCGAUAACUGGGCCAAAAUUAUAUACUUGAUUUCAUAAUUGUGUGCCAACAGGCAUCAGUAAAAUAAAUACAACCUACCUUUUAAAGAAAAAAAAGCCAGGGGAAAAAAGAAAAAAAGCAGAGCAGUUUGUCGUGUAUCAAGGCGCGGACGGCACUGGCUCCGUCGCGCUGCUAAACCCCUGCACAUUCCAAGUCUUGACUUUGUUCUUGAGCUGUGUAGGAGAGUCGGUGUAGAUAUGUCGUCCGAGGUCAUGUAUGUGUCUUGUGUCAUUUGUAAGUGCUUUUCCAGAGUUCAUUAUUUCUAUAUCGACUCCACUGUUUAGAUAUAUUGUCUACAAAUCUUUUAAGAUACUAUUCUUCUCGUAAGCUCGUAGAUUUUUAUAUUUAAAAAAUAUAUGAUAAAGAACGCGAGAGACCUCUUAUCUAGAGGAAUUACAUUUAUAUUACAACCUUAUCUUGUAUUAUGUGAAGGAUGUUUAGCAAUAUAUCACGUUCCAGUAUAACCACUGUUUUAAUGAGCCUCUGCCCCCCCGUCUACUUAAGCGCUUACAUAGGAUCUGAAGGUAAGAUAUGCACGUCGGGGUAAAACUGCAGUCUCGUAUUUCUCUACUGAAUUGUUUAUUUGAUUUUGUGUUUCUUUCGUUGUUGUUGUUUUAUGUUGUCUUGUUGUUUUAUCGAUAUUUUCCUUGCGAAAGUUUCCUGGUUUGGAUCAAAUAGAGAGGUCAACAUUGAAAACGUAUGUUUGUUUAAUGCACCUUUAUAUGGUUGAACGCAAUUGUAGUGUCUUUGCUAAUGCACCUUAGAUAUCUCUAUUUGUAUAUUUAUUAUUAAAAUGUUCGUCAUUUUCCCAUUAUCAGUACUUCAUGAAAUACCCUCAAUGCGGUGUUGUUUUCCUGAGAGUUAAACGUAUUAGAUUAAGACGAUCGCAUUGUAUUAU
This is a messenger RNA of Penaeus monodon (black tiger shrimp), 3808 nucleotides long. RefSeq lists its product as uncharacterized. Lineage: Eukaryota; Metazoa; Arthropoda; Malacostraca; Decapoda; Penaeidae. The transcript is spliced from 6 exons. Bases 1 to 2388 code for a protein of 795 amino acids. The record is from RefSeq and is a predicted model, not a curated record.